Messenger RNA from Gongylonema pulchrum, 300 nucleotides. The record is from the annotation of a GenBank genome assembly. NCBI's taxonomy places the organism in Eukaryota, Metazoa, Nematoda, Chromadorea, Rhabditida, Gongylonematidae.
AUGAUUGAUCAUCAUCUUAUCACCGAUUUAUUGCCAACCCUUGCUUACUUGUACUUCGAUGAACGAUUUGAUGAAAAACAUAAAACCGUCGAUACAUUGGUGGUUGAGCUCGAUGUGCCAGCAAAUCAGUUGCUCGCAUUAUUCAACAAAGCCAUUCGACGCCUUUCGGAAUAUCUCGAUCAGCUCUGUAUGGAUGCUGUACGACAAGAAAUGGACGGUGCGGAAAGCAGCAGCAGAAAUACACUAAAUCCCACGAUGAUGCAACCGCUACCUAUAUCGCUUGACGUAAUUCGCUUAUGA